AUGUCGUCGUCGAUUGCAAUCCCGAUGACCCCGUCGUCGGCCAACACAUAUCACCACCACCAGUCACCCCAGGUCCGGGGUGCUGCUAGCUCUUCCUCGUCUACAUACUCCAGUUCGCCUCAAACGUCUUCCCCGACUUCCAUUCAGAAGCGAAAGAUGGUCCAUGAACGUCGUCCCAGCCUUCUCAGCUCCGCCUUGUCGAAGCAGGAAAGCACCGUUAUCAACAUCGGCGAACCAAACGGAACUCCCCGCCUUAUCACCUACCUCUCCUCGAGCCAGGGCUUUGCGUGGAACCCAGAGAUCUUCCUGCCGUCGUAUGUCGAUUGCGACUACACCCCGCUCGAGAACCGACGGGAGCCCGUACACGAGAUUGUCCUCAGCGACGAGGAGAUCAACAACAUGUUUCCCCAAUAA
This is a messenger RNA of Colletotrichum acutatum, 414 nucleotides long. RefSeq lists its product as uncharacterized. Bases 1 to 414 code for a protein of 137 amino acids. The record is from RefSeq and is a predicted model, not a curated record. The transcript is spliced from 4 exons. NCBI's taxonomy places the organism in Eukaryota, Fungi, Ascomycota, Sordariomycetes, Glomerellales, Glomerellaceae.